UGCAACCCAUGUCCUUGAAACAACACACCCACUCUUUGACCUUUCUCUCUCUUCAACUUUCUCUCUCUAAAACUACAUACGCUUUAACCCUUCCCCAAUCUCAACCUCCAAAACACCUUCAACAAACACUCAAAAUCACCUUCACAUAUCCAAAAUCCUUCUGGAUCUGCUCCCAAUUUCUCUCCUAAACCUAGGGUUUCUUACCAAUUCGUCAAACACUUCUUCAAAUCAGGUCAAAAUUGAGCUAACAUGGGUUACCAGAAUCCAGAAUUAGGUCCUGAUUGAAGCGAAAGUAACAAUUUUCUGCGGAAAUUGGGGAUUUUUAUAAGUUAGUGUAGUUGUUGAGGAUUCUAGGGUUUCUGAAGAAGGUGUGUAUGAAACUAUGAAGGAAGGAUGUUUUAUUCGCAGUUUAUAUUAGCGAAAAAGGGUCCGUUAGGGACGAUAUGGAUCGCGGCGCAUCUCGAGAGGAAGCUUAGGAAAAAUCAGGUUGCUGAUACUGAUAUUGGUGUCUCUGUAGACUCAAUCCUAUUUCCCGAGAUGCCUAUUGCACUGCGGUUGUCCAGCCAUCUGUUGCUUGGUGUGGUUAGGAUUUACUCAAAAAAGGUCAAUUACCUUUUUGACGAUUGCAGUGAGGCUUUGCUUAAAGUCAAACAAGCUUUCCGGUCAACUGCUGUGGACUUGCCACCUGAAGAAUCUACUGCUCCUUAUCACUCAAUAACCCUGCCAGAGACUUUCGAUCUAGAUGAUUUUGAGCUGCCCGACAAUGAUCUGCAGGGUAAUUAUGUUGAUCAACACAUCAGUUCAAAGGACCAGAUCACACUUCAAGAUACUAUGGAGGGCGUUGUUUAUACUACAUCUAAAUUUGGACUUGACGAGAGAUUUGGUGAUGGUGAUGCAUCUGGUUUAGAUCUUGAUGAGGAACUAUUGGCCGAGAAGGCUGCAACGCCUGAACUUGCUACUGGUACAUUGAAUUCAGAUGAUGAUCCUCAGGCAUCUGUCCAUGCUAAUGAUAGUGGUGGCACUCCAAAUUAGGUCCAUAAAAGAACUUGAAAUUACACACAUGAUUAGUGUGUAAU
This is a messenger RNA of Helianthus annuus (common sunflower), 1076 nucleotides long. RefSeq names its product sister chromatid cohesion 1 protein 4-like. NCBI's taxonomy places the organism in Eukaryota, Viridiplantae, Streptophyta, Magnoliopsida, Asterales, Asteraceae. Gene Ontology annotation, molecular function: chromatin binding; protein binding. Bases 394 to 1032 code for a protein of 212 amino acids. The transcript has 6 exons. Gene Ontology annotation, biological process: mitotic sister chromatid cohesion; replication-born double-strand break repair via sister chromatid exchange; synaptonemal complex assembly. The record is from RefSeq and is a predicted model, not a curated record. Gene Ontology annotation, cellular component: cohesin complex; synaptonemal complex.